Messenger RNA from Hippocampus comes (tiger tail seahorse), 3106 nucleotides. RefSeq lists its product as uncharacterized. Bases 312 to 3068 code for a protein of 918 amino acids. The transcript is spliced from 4 exons. The record is from RefSeq and is a predicted model, not a curated record. NCBI's taxonomy places the organism in Eukaryota, Metazoa, Chordata, Actinopteri, Syngnathiformes, Syngnathidae.
UUUUACUGUCGUGUUGUUUGUCCCGGUAGGCUUGCCGUACGAACUCCACUGCAGGUUUUCCGUGUAUGGUUUGUAUACGUGCUGCACUUUUUUCUGAAUUCUGAAUAUUUUAGCACCCAACGUAGUAAAGCCUCGACAUUGUGCGUUGUAUCAUUACUUUCUUGGAACAACGCAUCAUAAAGUCCCCGUGUUCGUCUCGGUGUACGUCGCAGUUUAGUGUAUCUUAGCUUAGUUUGCUAGCCGCUAACGACGGGACACGUUUGUUAGCAACACAAAAGCAGAGAUCAACAGUGAGUUUAUUGUGAGGCGAAAUGUGUGCAAGAACAACAGCAGAGUACCUGGAACAACUUUCGGAAACAAAAAUGGAAAAGAAGCGACAACGUCGACUACUGGAUGCUGGUUUCGAGAAGCUUCGAGUUGUGUUAAACAGAGAAGGCGUCAGUGAAUACUAUCUUCAUCCUGAGCGACAGCAGCCAGAGCCCCAUGGCAGAGAGGAGCCAGAUUCCCCCGACAUUAAAUUGGAAGAAGAGCCAGAGGCCCUCAACUUUAAAGCAGAAGAAGAGCCAGAGCCCCCCAGCCUGAAAGCGGAAGAAGAGCCAGAGCCCCUCAGCAUGAAAGCGGAAAAUGAGCCAAAGCCCUGUCACAUUAAAGAGGAAGAGCAGCAGUAUGAGGUCGCCAUGUUGCUUUUGCCUGUUGUGAUUCUGAAGCGUGCAGAUGUAGGUCAAGGUGAAAGUGGGGAGAACACAAAGGCCAAACCUCCAAGCAGCAGCUCAAGUGAACACAUGACAGCAGAAGGCGAUGGAGACCCCUCUGGACAAUCCCAAGCACACUGCAUCCAAGCUCCACCACCAGAUGGGGAGGACGUGACGUCACACUCUUCUGACACUGGAGACGAACACUCCAGAGAUGAAAUGAAACAUCACACCGACAACAAGCUCUGGAAAUGUUCUCAAGGUCCUCCCCAAUCACACGGGCCAGUCACCACCCUAGACGAGCCGAAGUCCAGUCGUGGAAUAAGCGACUCUGUAUUUGUUCGCGCAUACCAAAAAAGAAGCCAAAAAAGAGCAUACAGCAAGAGACAUUAUUGCUUGUAUUGUUCGAAGCCUUACGCAAAGAUGGCUCGACACCUCGAAAGUGCACAUCAAGAUAAGAGUGACGUGGCUACGGCCCUCAGCUUUCCAAAGGGGUCAAAGGAGAGAAAAAAGCAGCUGGAUUACAUCCGCAACCGGGGCAACUUUGCAUACAAUACUUCCGUUUUGGAGUCAGGCAAGGGGGAGCUGGUGCCAUUUAAGCAACCGCCUAAAGAAGCGCAAGGAAGUGAUUUCAUGCACUGUACCUACUGUCAAGGGCUUUUCUCAAGGAAGGUCUUGUGGCGACAUAUGCAGACGUGUGGUUUUAAACCUGGAUCGAUCCCCAGCAAGCCAGGGAAGAACCGGGUCCAGUCACUGUGUACGUACAGAGGUCCGAUGCCUUCCCACAUGAGCAAGGAACUGUGGGGCGUCAUCAGUGCCAUGAAUCGAGACCCAAUCACAGAUAUCAUCCAAAAUGACAAGGUCAUCAUUGACAUCGGGCAAUGCCUGUUAAACAGCGGUGGAACAUGCACAAAAAACCUGGAGCUUGUGAGAGGCAAGUUGAGACAAAUGGGGAGGCUUGUUUCAAGAGCAAGGAUGAGCACCUCCUUGAAAAAAUUUGAAGACUUCAUCGAUCCGCAGAGGUACACGGAGACGGCUGAAGUUGUGAAGGUGAUGUGCCGGUAUGACGGCAAAGCGGGGAAGGGCAUCAAUCCAACACUGGCCAACAAACUUGGGGAUGACCUGGUGGAAGCGAGCAAAUUAUUGACAGCUGAAGGUUUAAUCACAGGCAACCAAGCGCUGGUCAAGAAAGCCACCGAGUUCCAAGAAGUCCAUCGGGAAAAGUGGAACCAAAUUAUUGGGACUAUGGCGCCGAGGAACAUCAGGGAGUCACGAUGGAAAGUGCCCACCGUUUUGUCUUUUACUGAAGACGUUCAGAAACUGCACACGCAUCUCAACCAAAUGCAAGAUCACUUCUGCAAAUCCCUUGCCCAACGUCCUUCCGCCGAGGGCUGGGUGGAGUUGUCAAAGGUGUGUCUCAGCCAGGUCACGCUUUUCAACCGACGCAGGGAGGGAGCAGUUGCCAAAAUGCCCUUAGCAGCAUUUUUGGCAAGAGACCCCGUCGGUCCGCACGAGGAUGUGGACUGGGCACUCUCGAUAGUGGAGAGCAAACUCUGCCGGCACUUCACAAGGGUUAUCUUCAUGGGCAAAUAUGGCCGACCCGUUCCAAUUCUCCUGACACUCAAAAUGCUGCGUGCGCUACAACUCCUUGUUUGGCUGAGAGAGCAAUGCGGUGUUCUUAAAGACAACCAAUACCUCUUUGCAAGGCCCGGCGUCCUGACGCAUGUCCAAGGUUCAAAUUGCCUCCGUGGCCACGUAAAGCUUUGCGGUGCCAAGUUCCCCACGUCGCUUACGUCCGCCAGAAUGCGGCAGCAUGCGGCAACCUUGUCCACGGUGCUGAACCUGACCAACAACGAAAUGCUCCAGCUGCCAAACGUUCUCGGGCAUGACAUCACAGUCCCUCCUGAGUUCUCUCGAGUCCCAGAGACGACCAUGCAACUUGCCAAGAUCAGCAAAGUUUUGAUGGCGCUCGAACAAGGAAGAUUAGCUGAAUUUCAGGGACAGAACUUGGGUCAAAUUGGAAUAUAUCCACACGAAAAGGUUUUUGACAGCAGCGAUGACGAUGGUGAGACCGUUGCAGUGGAAGCCUGUUCGACCGCUGGCGGGACGGUGACCGCAGCUCGAGGAGCAAGUUCGACUCCCAUUGAUGCUAAAGCACUGCAGAGGAGGAACACACGUUGGAGCCACCAAGAAGUCCAGGCAGUGAAAAAGCACAUGAGUCGUUUCAUCACCUCUUGCAUUGUUCCAGCAAAGUAUGACUGUGACAAAUGUUUAAGAGCCGAACCAGAAGCUCUAAAGAACCGCAGCUGGCAAAGUGUGAAAUUUUACGUGUACAAUCGCAUUCAGGCCAAGAAAAAGAAAACGCUGUGUGAAUAAUGUGGAGCUGAAGCCAAUAAAAGUUGUAUUCGAUACAA